UAAAACGCUUGAAUUGCGUAGAUUUCACAGAAACAAUUGCGUGUGAUUAAAUGACAACAAAUUAUUCAGAAAUCGUUUAUAGAUAAAUUGUAUGAAGUAGACAGAUCAAUAAUGAGUUUUAAUUUUGGAAAUACAAGUGCCAUUGGCACUAGUACGCCAGCAAAACCCGCGUUCGGAAAUUUAUCAUUCAAUACACCGGCAACAUCGGCACCGCCAGCCUUUGGAACACCAGCCGCAACACAAGCCACUGGAUUCGGGGCAGCACCAAGCUUCGGACAAUCUCCAUUCGGUGGAUCAAGCUUUGGCGCACCAACAACAUCCGCUCCAGCAUUUGGUGGUUUUAAUACAACCACCACAUCGGCAGCGACCGGAUUAGGUGGUACUACAUUCACAGGAUUUGGACAAACGGCGCCAGCCACGUCUGCGCAAACAGCAUUUGGUGCUGCUUUCGGAAGUACAUUAGGAGGUUUUGGCACAUCGUCAGCAGCUCCAUCAUUUUCAUUCAAUACACCCUCGUUCGGACAACCAACCACACAGACAUCAACCGGUUUUGGUGGUUUUGGUUCAACAUUCGGUAAGCCACCAUUGGGCGGUGGAUUUGGAACAUUCGGUCAAACAUCAACCCUGCCAACAUUGGGUCAACAACAACAAUUGGGACAACCGCAACCACCAUUGAAUCCGGACGAAGCGUUUGCUGAAUCAAUUUAUAAUGUUAAUAUAUUCGGAGAUGAACGAGACAUAGUCAUUGCCAAAUGGAACUAUUUGCAAGCCAUGUGGGGCAACGGGAGAGCAUUCUAUGCGAAAAAUUUACCGCCGGUUGAAAUAACACCGCAAAACUUUUUGUGUCGCUUCAAAGCGAUUGGCUACAAUAAAAUUCCCGGCAAAGACAAUAAAAUGGGUUUGGUUUCGAUGAUUGUAAAAAAAUCGGAAAAUGAUAUGCGCACACAACAAGAAGCAUUCAAAGCACAAUUGCAUCAAAUUUUCGGCAAUAAACCAACAAUAACAGUCAAUAUCGAUAGCAUUGAACCAUUACUGAAUGAUAAAUGUCAAGUUGUAAUUUAUGUUCAAGAAAAAUCACAAGUGUCAAAUGAAAUAAAGCGCAUCGCAUCAACUGAGGUGAAUAAUUUCCUGAAUCAACCAAUGACAAAGUCACAACUAACCAAUUCCGGUAUUGAUGAGGUGAUUGCACUCAUUUCACCCGAUGAAGAUCAACUCAAAGAGUAUCUAGAUAAACCGCCAAAAGGAAUCGAUCCACGUAUGUGGAAUCAGGCAAAACAAGAUAAUCCGGAUCUAAAGGUAUUCAUACCGGUGCCAAUUAUUGGAUUUGCCGAACUAAAGCGACGCAUCAAAUGCCAAGAAAAAGAAACCGAAAUGCAUUCAUUGUAUAUAGCUAAAGUUCGCAGAGAUUUAGAAGAAAUGAAACAGAAAAACAUCGAUGCAAUGGCCAAAAUAUCAGCACACAAACGCAAAUUGGCCGAUUUAAGUCAUAACAUUUUGGAUAUUAUUGUGAAACAAGAGAUAACACGAAAAGUUGGCGUAGCACUGUCACCAGAAGAGGAAAAACUUCGCAGUAAAUUAGAAAAUAUGCAAGCAUUAGUAUCGGCACCAACACAAUAUAAAGGCCUUUUGAGCGAAUUACUCUCACAAAUGAGAAUGCAACGAAAUCAAUGGAACUUAGCAAAUCCAGUCGAUUAUGCAUUGGAACCAGAUUCGGUUGAAGAAAUGAAAGCGUUCUUGUCGAUGCAACAAAAGGCGAUGUCGUGUCUCAUCGAAACAGUCAACAAAGACAAGGAUACCAUUAAGAAUAUUCAAGAAAAGCUCAGUGAAUUAGUGAAUUAAAAGUCUGAAAGUCACUUUCAUCUUUGCGCAAGAGAUUGAAGUGAACAUUUUAUUUUCCAAACAAUGUUUAACACAUAUAAAAGUUGUCAAUUGUUUAAAGUUAAAUUUGCCAAAUGAAUUUUUUUUGUCAAUAAUUUCCGUUCAAAUAAAUCCAACAAUAAAAGAAAAAACUAAAAUAUAAUUCAAA
Contarinia nasturtii (swede midge) is the source of this 2026-nucleotide messenger RNA. RefSeq names its product probable nucleoporin Nup54 (gene Nup54). Lineage: Eukaryota; Metazoa; Arthropoda; Insecta; Diptera; Cecidomyiidae. The transcript is spliced from 8 exons. Gene Ontology annotation, biological process: protein localization to nuclear inner membrane; NLS-bearing protein import into nucleus; nuclear pore organization. The record is from RefSeq and is a predicted model, not a curated record. Bases 112 to 1839 code for a protein of 575 amino acids. Gene Ontology annotation, molecular function: structural constituent of nuclear pore. Gene Ontology annotation, cellular component: nuclear pore central transport channel; nuclear pore.